AUGUCUGAACAAGUGAUUACAUCCUUUUUGGACACUGACAUGUACAAGCUGACAAUGCAUGCUGCUGUCUUUUUGCAUUUUCCAGAUGCUAAAGUUACCUAUAAGUACACCAACAGAUCUAGUCAAUUAUCAUUUAAUGAGGCUGCCAUCGAUUGGUUGAAAACCCAAAUUAAUUUGCUAGGCAAUAUUAGAUUCACUCCAGAUGAAAUUACUUAUUUACAAAAAGAGAUUCCAUACCUUCCAAAGACUUACAUCGACUUCAUUAGUAAUUCUGGAUUUAAAUUGAAACCAGAAGAACAUAUUACAUUUAAGACAGAAGCCUUUGAGCAAAAUGGUGAAACCAGGUACAAUAUCGAUUUAUUCAUCAGUGGUCUCUGGACGGACACUAUCCUAUACGAAAUCCCAUUAUUAGCAUUAGUAUCUGAGGCUUAUUUCAAAUUCAUCGAUACAGACUGGAAUUAUGAAGGACAAGUUGAAAAAGCUAAACAAAAGGCUCUAACUUUAAUGGAGAACGGUCUAAAAUUCAGUGAAUUUGGAACUAGACGUCGUAGAUCUUAUCAUACACAACAACUAGUGCUUCAAGGUAUUAUGGAGGCUGUUGCCACAAAUAAAGACAAAUAUGAAAAUAUCCUUCUGGGUUCUUCCAACGUUCUCUUUGCGAAGAAUUUCAAUAUUAAACCAAUUGGUACCGUUGCACAUGAAUGGAUCAUGGGUAUUGCAGCCUUAACUGACGAUUAUAUCAAUGCUAAUAAGAACUCAAUGAAAUAUUGGGUUGAUACAUUUGGUCCUCAACAUGCAGGUCUUGCCCUAACUGAUACUUUUGGUACUGACGAUUUCUUAAAGUCUUUCUUACCACCUUACUCAGAUUGUUAUAUUGGUGUCAGACAGGAUUCUGGUGAUCCAGCUAAGUAUACUGAAAAGAUCGCACAUCAUUAUCACGACGUGUUGAAAGUACCUAAAUUCUCUAAAGUUUUGUGUUAUUCCGAUUCUUUGAAUGUCGAGAAGGCUAUUACAUACGGUAAAGUUGCCAAGGAAAACGGAAUGAUUGCUACUUUUGGUAUUGGUACAAAUUUCACUAAUGAUUUCCAAUUAAAAUCAAAUUACGAAAUAAAGAGUGAACCAUUGAAUAUCGUGAUAAAGUUGCUGAAUGUUAAUGGUAACCAUGCUAUCAAAAUUUCUGAUAAUCUAGGGAAAAAUAUGGGUGAUCCUGCCACUGUGAAAAGAGUUAAGGAGGAACUGGGUUACGUAGAACGCAAAUGGAGUGGUGAUAACGAAGCUCACCGUUGGAGCGCUUAA
Maudiozyma barnettii is the source of this 1296-nucleotide messenger RNA. It is a transcript of the gene NPT1, whose product is annotated as nicotinate phosphoribosyltransferase. Gene Ontology annotation, molecular function: nicotinate phosphoribosyltransferase activity. The record is from RefSeq and is a predicted model, not a curated record. Gene Ontology annotation, biological process: NAD+ biosynthetic process. The transcript has a single exon. The coding region runs from base 1 to 1296 and encodes 431 amino acids. Lineage: Eukaryota; Fungi; Ascomycota; Saccharomycetes; Saccharomycetales; Saccharomycetaceae.